Messenger RNA from Ambispora leptoticha, 954 nucleotides. Lineage: Eukaryota; Fungi; Glomeromycota; Glomeromycetes; Archaeosporales; Ambisporaceae. The record is from the annotation of a GenBank genome assembly.
AUGUCUAAUAAUCAAAUUUACACUCGUCCAGAUUAUGGACACCCACUUCACGUUGAUACCAAUAAUUUUAUCCACACUUUCUUCGGUAACACAUCUCUUCUCAGAUCGCAAGUGAAUAAUACAUGUGCUAAUCCUAGCUGUACUAGACCCUGUUACGUCGAAUUGGAUGGAACUCAAUAUACCUUCUGUGGAAAAACCUGUGCUCGUUCCGCCGCGAAUGACUCACCAUCUCUACCAAAGUGUGCUAAUUGCACUAAAACAGUAUAUGUCGAUUCCCGAGGCAGAAGAUUUCCCUUUUGUGGUUUAACAUGUGCACGCGCCUACAACAGUUCAGGACAAAACUGCAUCCGAUUGGAAUGCAAUCGAAAAGCUUAUCUUGAUCCCACGGAUAGAACAAAAUCGUAUUCUUUUUGUUCAAAAACAUGUUUCUGGAUAGAUUGUUCCACAUUAACUCAAACAAAAAUGACCAUUCUCUCUCCGAAUCAAAUCGAUUAUAAAAAUGUAUCUCAACGAUUCAAUCAAAAACUGCCAAAUUCGACUAUCAAAGCAAUUUUCAGACUACAAAUGCCAAAGAGCAUGGUUGUCAAACAUCUUGCUUUGAAAAAUGAAAUGGCAAGAACCGCUGGUUCAGCUGAUAAGAUCACGCAUCGUAUGUUUCAUGGGACAAAGACAUCAUGCGAUCCCUUGAGACUCAUUACAUCAUUGACACCAUCUUGUGCCAGUAAUUGUGGAGUAUGUGGAAUCUUGCGUGAAGGAAAUAGAGGUGUCCAUUCCAAACAGGGCGGGGGAAGAAUGUGGUUCGCAAAGGACUCCUCAGUCUCAUUGGGAUAUUGUGAUGGUAAACCAGUGAAAACAAUAUUCAUGGUAGACGUUCUUGCGGAAAGGAAAGGGGAUAUUUUAAUCGUUAGUAAAGACGAGGAGACUCUACCAAGAUUUCUUUUACUUUUCCAGUAA